This is a messenger RNA of Juglans regia (Persian walnut), 883 nucleotides long. RefSeq lists its product as uncharacterized. The coding region runs from base 60 to 659 and encodes 199 amino acids. The transcript has a single exon. The record is from RefSeq and is a predicted model, not a curated record. NCBI's taxonomy places the organism in Eukaryota, Viridiplantae, Streptophyta, Magnoliopsida, Fagales, Juglandaceae.
UCCACACAAACGAGGAAGAUAAAGAGGAAAAAAGAAAAAAAGGUUGGAAAAGAGUCACAAUGGCGAAGAGCUCCAGGGCAUCAUCAUCCUCCUCGUCCAUGGAAUUCCUCUUGAUUGAAGACCUCGAUUUCGUUCAAGUCGAAGAACAGGGCCUGUCUCACUGGGAGUUCGUCAACGCCUCCGACGCUGACUCGGAAAGAGGAGAACAAGGAGAUGAAAUAGACGAAGACAAAGAAGAUUGCAUCGGAAAUGGAAUUGGCUCGUUGGAUUCUGAUAUCUCCACGCCCAUUUGUUUAAAGAAUAGUCAAAUGGAAAACCGUGAUGUAGAUCAUCAAAAUCCUCAUCAUCAUGAUGUGGAUGCGGGUGUGAAAUACGAGGCUGGGUAUUGCGGUUUUGCUCGUGGGUAUGAUGAUGGCGGGCGUGGUGAGGAACAAUUUGACAAUGAGGGCGAUGAAGAUGAUGAUGCAAAUGACGGGUAUGACUUGAACGACGAGCUCGUGCCGUGGAAUGUGAGCGAUAAGUUCGGGAGGCAGAGGAUGAGGAAGUUGGGGAAGAGGGCGUUUCCGAAGAUGCACAACUCCAAGAGGUCUCCUUAUCUGUUUGUGAGGCCUGGUUGUGUGCGUGGAAAGCAUGGUCUGGGUUUGAAGCACAGUUUCUAGUGAAUUGGAAAACUGAAUGCAAAAGAUGGUGAUCUCAGGAGUUUGGUGGUAUCUGCUAGAUUUGGUUUAAGGUGGAACUAUAUUCUGGGUUAAUUAGAUUGUCAAUUUUAGGGUAUGGUACUUGGCUUAUUUUAUCUGGUUGCUGUGUAAUUGACUUGUUAUCUUUCAUUGUCUAUGAAGAUCAUUAACUUUUAAUGGAAAACUUGAUUGGUUAUAUCUAUGUA